Leucoraja erinaceus (little skate) is the source of this 6607-nucleotide messenger RNA. It is a transcript of the gene pitpnm3, whose product is annotated as PITPNM family member 3. Gene Ontology annotation, cellular component: cytoplasm. Gene Ontology annotation, biological process: phospholipid transport. Gene Ontology annotation, molecular function: phosphatidylcholine binding; phosphatidylcholine intramembrane carrier activity; metal ion binding. The record is from RefSeq and is a predicted model, not a curated record. Lineage: Eukaryota; Metazoa; Chordata; Chondrichthyes; Rajiformes; Rajidae.
UGAUACACUAAUUUGGAUCCAACUAUCAGCUGGGCGAGUGAGUGAGGGCGGCCGUUGCUACACUGGUCCGCUAGAGGCAGCCACACGUCGCGGUUCAGAGAUAGAGAGAGAGGCGUCUGUGGAAUGAAAGGUUAUUGCAGAGUAGUCUAUCUACUACCUGGCGCCCUAGGUUGGCCGGGCAGAAGAGGAGAGACGAGGUUGCAGUUUCACCGGCCGUGAAAUGGACAAGGCGCCGGUCACAGCUGCCUCUUGUCGAUACGCCAACAUGCCGUGGCGUAUGCAGAACCUCGUGCACGACUCCGGCGGCAGCUCAGACGAUGAAUUCUUCGAUGCGCGAGAUGAGGUGGCGGAAGGCAAAAAUGCCCUUCUGCUAGGGAUGAGCACGUGGAACUCGAACGACCUGGUGGAGCAGAUUGAGACCAUUGGAACAUUGGACGAUGGCCAAGGUGACAUGUACAGAGACUCUCUCAGGCGGCAGCGAUGUCCAACACAAGGCAGCAUGGAAGGACAAGAUGAUCCGGAGGAUAUGAGGAAGUGCAAGGUCCGUGUGCUGAUCCUGGUUCUUCACGGAGGGAACAUUCUGGACACGGGCGGCGGAGACCCAGGCUCGAAGGCCGCAGACGUCAACACCUUCACUUCAGUUCUCGAGAAAGUAACCAGCGCCCAUUUUCCCGCUGCCCUCGGACAUUUUCUCACCAAGUUGGUCCCCUGCCCUUCCAUCUGCUCUGAGGCCUACUCGCUGGUUUCUAACUUGAACCCGUACAGCUACGAUGAAGGUUGCCUGAGCAGCACCGAGGAACACAUCCCAAUGUCGGCACUGCCCCUGCUGGCUAUCUCCUCGCCUCAAUAUCAGGAUGCAGUUGCCGCCGUGAUCAACCGCGCUAACCAGACUUACAACGAGUUUCUGAAGUCUGAAGAUGGGAUUGGAUUCAACGGACAGGUCUGCUUAAUUGGUGACUGUGUGGGUGGAAUCCUGGCAUUUGAUGCCUUGUGCUACAGUUCCCAUGCAGCGGGCGAGAGUCAGAACAGCAGCAGGAGAGGCAGCAUCAGCAGCAUCCAGGACAACACGCACUCAACCGAUGAUCCAGGGUCAGACCUGAGCUCCAGCAAGCGGCUGAGUAAGAGCAACAUUGACAUCUCGGCAAUCGAAGCAAAGGAACCAAGGAAGCUAUUGCCAAGGAAACAGAGUGAUGCUUCCACCUAUGACUGUGAUUCCAUGAGCCAGCACCAUGGGUUUCUCUCAAGGAUUCACUCCGGUGCAUUAAUUGAUGACCCCGACGUACAGCGGAUGAACAGCACUAAUCUCCUGGAUGGAAACACAUGCCGAUUUGAUUUUGAUGUCUCUGAUUUCUUCCUCUUUGGAUCCCCACUGGCCUUGGUUUUAGCCAUGAGGUGGACAGUCCUUCCUUCUGUUGACGUGGCUCAGUUGCGGCCGGCGUGUGCCCAGGUGUACAGCCUGUUCCAUUCCGCUGACCCGUCGGCCUCUCGCUUGGAACCUCUGCUGGAGAAGAAGCUCCACCUCCUGGCCCCGGUGUCUGUGCCGAGGUACCAGCGAUACCCGCUGGGAGAUGGCAACUCCACACUGCUAGCUGACCUGAUCCAGAGCCACCAGUCGCUCUUUCUGGAAAGUUCUAAUGCGCUGAUACCGCCCACCACGCUGCUGACUCAGCUGCAGCGAGAGAUUCGUAGGGGCAGUCAAACCAGCAUCUCCAGCGAGGUCUCAGGCUGCUCGGAGAACUUCCUUGCAGCCAACAUUGCCGGCAUCACGUCGAAGUGGUGGGGAACGAAGAGGAUAGACUACGCGCUCUAUUGUCCUGACGCCUUGACCGCGUUCCCAACCGUGGCUCUCCCACACCUCUUCCACGCCAGCUACUGGGAGUCGACGGACGUGUUGGCCUUCGUUCUACGUCAGGUGAUGCGAUUUGAGAGCGUGAACAUAAAGGAGAGCGACGGCAAGGACACGUCCGAGGGCAGUGAGUCGAGUCCGCGGGAGAAGUGGCUUCGCAGACGCACGCACGUGAAACUCAGGAAUGUAACGGCUAAUCACCGAGCCAACGAUGUCAUUGUUGCUGAAGGUGGCCCUCAGUUGCUCAUUGGGAGGUUUAUGUACGGUCCGCUCGACAUGGUCACCCUGACUGGAGAAAAGGUGGACAUUCUCCUCAUGACACAACCUCCUGCUGGGACGUGGGUGUACUUUGAUACCAAACUCACCAGCAACAGUGGCCGGGUCCUGUACACCAUACCAAAGGAAAAGGCACUUGGUGUUGGCGUUUACCCAGUGAAGAUGGUUGUAAGAGGUGACCAGACGCACGCAGAGAGCCACCUGACCGUGCUGCCGAGGGGGAUGGAGUGCGUGGUCUUCAGCAUCGACGGUUCCUUUGCUGCCAGUGUCUCCAUCAUGGGCAGUGACCCAAAGGUCAGAGCAGGAGCGGUGGAUGUGGUCAGGCACUGGCAGGAUCUGGGCUACCUCAUCAUCUACGUCACCGGGAGACCUGACAUGCAGAAGCAGCGGGUGGUAUCCUGGCUGGGACAACAUAACUUCCCCCAGGGUAUGAUCACCUUCUCCGAGGGACUGGUCCACGACCCCUUGCGACAGAAAUCGAUCUUCCUGCGCAACCUUGUGCAAGAGUCCCACAUCAAAAUCGCUGCUGCAUACGGAUCGAUGAAGGAUAUUACGGUCUACAACGUCCUGGGCCUGACACCAAAUCAAAUCUACAUUGUCGGACGCCCUUCAAAAAAGUACCAGAAUCAAUGCCAGUUCCUGUCGGAAGGCUACGCGGCCCACCUGGCCCAGCUGGAGUUCGCCCACCGUUCUCGGACCAAGAAGAGCACGUCGCGCAUGAUCCUGCGCAAGGGCAGCUUCGGCCUGGCGGCCCAGCCCGACUACCUGCGCAAGCGCACGCACCUGCGGCGCACCAUGUCCGUGCAGCAGCCCGAGCCUCCGUCCUGCAGCCACAAGCCCGAGCGGGCGCAGAGCCAGCCCGAGUCCGACAAGGUGGAGCGCCACCCCCACAGCAUCGCCUGGGCGCGCAGCGGCGGCUCCAAGUCCGAGCCGGGCGUGUGAACGAGCAUUCGCCAUCAUCACCAGGCAGCCGAGACUCUCCCCCCCCCCCCCCCCACCCACAAACUUCACCCAGACUCCCAGCAGGAGAGGAAACGUGAAGCUUGACGAUCCAACUUGGAAACUAGGCCCCGGGCCUGGAAUCGCCCUCUCCUGCCCCAAACAACAGUAGAGGUGGCACCAGGCACCGACAUCCCUUCAACACUGAUCUGCCACUAACCCCUGGUGAAUCUCUACAGAUGGAGAUGGUUCAACGGUUCUACAUAGACAAUAGAUGCAGGAGUAGGCCAUUCGGCCCUUCGAGCCAGCACCGCCAUUCAAUGUGAUCACGGCUGAUCAUCCCCAAUCAGUACCCCGUUCCUGCUUUCUCCCCAUAUCCCUUGAUUCCGUUAGCCCCAAGAGCCAAAUCUAACUCUCUCUUGAAUACAUGCAGUGAAUUGGGCCUCCACUGCCUUCUGUGGCAGAGAAUUUCACAUAUUCACAAAAGUUUUUUCCUCAUCUCAGUCCUAAAUGGCCUAUCCCUUACGGCCCUGUCCCACAGUACGAGUUCAUUCCAAGAGUUCUCUCGAGUUUGCCCUGAUUCGAACUCGGAGAUUUAUGGUAAUGGCCGCUCGUCAGUACUCUGGGCUCUCGUGGACAUUUUUCCACCAUGUUGAGAAAUCUUCACGAGUCUUCCCGAGUUAACCUGCCGUUAGCGUUACGAGCCACUAAGAGACGCCCCCGAGCUCCGACGUACCUGCUACGUACACUCUACAUGCUUACCACGAGUUUGAUUUUUUUUUUAACUCGGGAGAGCUCUUGAAUGACCUCGUACAGUGGGACAGCCCCUUUAGGGCACGAGGUGAUUGCUGGUCGGCACGGACUCGGCGGGCCGAAGGGCCUGUCUCCACAAUCUUAAGGGAGUUGAUGGCACAUAAGAUCUGCUCUCAUUAUAAUCCUUAUAAAUGGAGUCUCUGACAAUGGUGGAUAGUGGUCCAUUCACACUGGGCCUUGACCUUGAACGGAACACAAGGGCCGGAGAGGGAUUUGGAAUUACCAGCCGUGCAAAGUGCAAAUGUAUGGGGAGGGUUGGCUGGAGGAGUGAGAGAGACAGAGUUCUGGACUGUGCACAGUCCUCCUUCCUAUCUGCUUCCAACUUUGUAUUGUACAACAACAAUGUCCUGUAGCCCUGUAGAGAGAAACUGAGACCAUGGAAUAAGCCUGGAUAGAGUGGAUGUGGAGAGGAUGUUUUCACUAGUGGGAGAGUCUUGGAGUAGAGGUCACAGCCCCAGAAUUAAAGGACGUUCCUUUAUGAAGAUGAGGAGGAAUUUCUUUAUAGACAAUAGCCAAUACGUGCAGGAGUAGGCCAUUCGGCCCUUCAUGCCAGCACCGCCAUUCAACGUGAUCAUGGCUGAUCAUCCACAAUCAGAGGGUGGCGAAUCUGUGGAAUUCUUUGCCACAGACGGCUGUGGAGGCCAAGUCAAUGGACAUUUUUUAAGGCCGAGAUCGAUAGAUUCUUGAUUAGUACGGGUGUCAGGGGUUUGGGGGAAAAUGGGAUUAGGAGGGAGAGAUAGAUCUGCCGAGAUUGAAUGGCGGUUGACCUGAUGGGCCGAAUGGCCUAAUUCUAAUCCGUUCACCAGGAAGAAAAUGGGAUAGAUGUUAGUAUCUCAAACCCAGCAAGCAUGGGCAAAGAAAUGGCACAAAAUUUGCCGCAGUAUGCCAAACUAAAAAAAAAAUGAUACACUUGGUGAGAUGAAAGCUUACCCAUGGGGAAGAAACUAUAAACUCAGAAGGCCAAGUGACUCUGGACUUGAGGAAACCAUGAUGAAUCCCUUCCAUAACCAGGGACAAGGAGAACAAGUGUGUAAAUGCUGGUUUAAACCGUAGACACUACAAGCUGGAGUAACUCAGCGGGACAGGCAGCGUUCCCUGGAGAGAAUCGAAACGUCACCCAUUCCUUCUCUCCACGGACACCGCCUGUCCCGCUGAGCUACUCCAGCUUUUUGGAGUCUCUCUCUCUCUCAAGGAGAACAAGUGUCGGAAUUAAACUUGCAAAAAAGGUGGCGACAGAGAAGCCUGUACAUAGUGAGCAACUUUUCCAGGGCUACGCAUCAAGCAUUGUGUUCUGCCGUGUGCGAGUACGUGAAAUAUUUGUUAUGUCGCGGUGUUCCUGGCCUGAUUGCAACGGUCAAAAAAUGUUGACGGGAAAAAAUGUUAAGAGGUAACUACCAAAGAUGCUGUAGCGAGCAAGAUAGUCCACUCAACGAAAAAGACGUAGUACGUUCACGGGCAGAUUCGUGGGUAAUUUUCGGCCCCAUUUCCGUAACCGGGGCCGCAAAUUCCCAUAGCGCAGCAAAGAUACUAGUGCGGAGACGGAAGCUGGAAGCAUCCUCGUAAAUAUCACAAAGUACUUUGGUUAAAAUCUCAUCCUCAUUUUCAGAAUUAUAUAAUAUAUGAACACAAACUGUUCCCCCGCAACGUUGAUUACACUGCAAGAGGGAUAACCAAAGUCGGGUCUGGGUUACUAAAAUGGCCGACAUUCCGCUCCGUUGCGUACUGCACGUCAGCCCAUUGGAUUUAGCAGGAGUGGACUAUCUUGCUGGCUAUAGGAUCUUUGACAACUGCUGUGUUUCACCCUUUAUUAAAACAAAUCUACAGUGUUUCACAUUGUUGCAUACAUCGUUGCUUGACCAAAGUAUCUCACCACUUGCUGUAAUGGUGCAAUGUCUUGUGUGUAUAUAUUAACUUAUUUUGGUAUCGAUUAUAUGGUGUAAAACUAUGGUUUUGUUCGUGUGCCUUUUGUGAUGGACAACAAACAAUGAUGUACUUUGUGUAUAAGUUGGUCUAGAUUUUUAUGUGUACAGUUUUGCAUUGCUUAAAUGAGGUGACAAGCUGGCUGCACAAGGACAUGUGCCGCGUUCCAGGCUGGUUUUAUUUGUUGAAUCGAUUCGGGAAUAUAUUUAUUAAAAGUUACAAUGUGGUUUUUGUAGAGAAACAUCGAACCCUGCACUUUCUUACUUUUCAAAACACUGAGAUCGCAACAAGGUGGAGAGAGGAUUAAAAAUAAAAGAAAUGAAGACAGAAGAUGCUGGCUCGAAGGGCCGAAUGGCCUACACCUUCACCUAUUGUCUAUUGUCUAAGAUGGGCGGCGCAGUGGGAGAGUUGCUGCCUCACAACGCCAGAGACACGGGUUCGAUCCCGACUACGGGUGCUGUCUGUUACGUUCUCCCCGUGACCUGCGCGGGUUUUCUCCGAGAUCUUUAAUUUCCUCCCACACUCCAAAGACGCGCAGAAUCAUUGGCUUGGUACAAAUGUAAAAUUGUCCCUGGUGUGUGCGUGUGUAGGAUGCUGUUGGGGUGCGGGGAUCGCUGGUCGGUGCCGACUCGAUGGGCCGAAGGGCCUGUUUCCGCGCUGUAUCUCUAAACUAAAUAGAAUCUUGCCUUUACAGCACUAAAACAGGCCCUUCGGCCCAGCUUGCCCACGCCGACCAAGAUGCCCCAUCUGAGAUAAUUCCACCUGCCCACUGAACCCAUAUCCCUCGAAAUCUUUCCAGUCUUGAGUUAUACA